AAUUAAAUUUACUGAAAAAGGUGAAAUUGUCCUGACAAUUUCAAUGUUGUCGAAAGAUUUUGAAGAAAACAGAAUGGGUUCGACUUAUGGUCAAAUGAAUAAAAAUGGAAUUCUGUUAAUUGAAUUACAUGACACUGGCAUUGGUAUGAAUCCUGAAUUUAUACAAUAUGCCUGGAAAAGUUUUUCACGAGGUGAUAUGUCAAUAACCAGGAAACAAGAUGGUGCAGGACUUGGUCUCUCAAUUUGUAAAAGGCUAGUAGAAAUUAAUGGAGGAGAAAUUAAAGCAGAAAGCCAGUUGGGAGUAGGAAGUACAUUUUGGUUUACGUGGAACAUAGAACUAUUAUCAUCAUUAACACCAAUUAUUUCAUCGUCGAUAACACCAACUAUUUCAAAACUUCCAACCCCCUCAUUAUUAGAGGCACAAUUUGAUAAACAAAUAAACUAUGCAUUGCCUAAUUUUAUAAGAAAAAAACGAAUACUAAUAAUUCACUCAGUUAAAAAUAUGAGAAACGCAAUGUUAACAUAUUUUAAAAUUGUUGACAAAGUUGAUGCAUUCGAUACCUUUAACGAAGGUAUUAAAGCUGCCCAAACAUAUAAAGAAUUGUAUAAUCAAUCUGCUUAUGACAUAGCAUUCAUCGGCCUUUAUGAAAAUAAUGAAGAAGAGACCAUGAAAGCAGCAUUAAAGUUAAGAGCAUUAGAUAUGGAUAGUAAUAGAUUGAUAAUAAUUUUUAUAGUAUUUCCUAGUAAUGAAGGAAAUGGAUUAGCAAAAAAAUUUAUUAGAAAGCUUGGAGGAAUCACUUCUGUUAUUUAUACCCCAAUAACAUGGAAAAAGUUGAUUAAUCAAAUUAUUUAUCUAGAAAAAAAUAAUACAGUCUAA
Racocetra persica is the source of this 877-nucleotide messenger RNA. NCBI's taxonomy places the organism in Eukaryota, Fungi, Glomeromycota, Glomeromycetes, Diversisporales, Gigasporaceae. The record is from the annotation of a GenBank genome assembly.